Molecule: messenger RNA, 1694 nt
Organism: Phyllopteryx taeniolatus (common seadragon)
Lineage: Eukaryota; Metazoa; Chordata; Actinopteri; Syngnathiformes; Syngnathidae
Product: phosphatidylinositol-glycan biosynthesis class W protein-like
Exons: 2
Coding region: 112-1572 (486 amino acids)
Biological process (GO): protein localization to plasma membrane; GPI anchor biosynthetic process
Cellular component (GO): membrane; endoplasmic reticulum
Molecular function (GO): glucosaminyl-phosphatidylinositol O-acyltransferase activity
Source: RefSeq, a predicted model, not a curated record
CCGUAAAUGCGACCUGGAACCUGGUGAAUUGAGGGCAGGCUUGUGAGGUCAUCACGCACAUAAAACCUGCGGGAAAUGAUCCAUUUGGUCUGAUUCGGUACAGAUCGACCUAUGGCCAUGUCUCAGAAGGAACUGAAAGAAGCAUUUGUCAGUAAUCUCAAUGGGACCAGUUCACAGGAAGUGAUUGUGGGCUCGUUUCUCACACCGCUGUGCAUCCUCAACCGAUCUCUCAUUCUGAUCCUCCACCAUCGAGCUACGGGGAAACUCCCUCGGCCCUUCUCGCGGAUUUCUCACCUACUUCUGGAUUUCUCCGUGCUGGUCCUUCCCCUGGUCCUGUCAUGCACCGUCCUGAGCGACCAUCUUCUCCAGGUGGUCUUGAGCAUCACCUUUGUUUUGUUAUGUGCGCUUCGUCACAUCUACCGUAGAAACCGGCAAACUUCUUUCAACACCUUCUGCAAUAGGACUGUUCUAUUCAAACAAGUUCCCUUUGUGACCAUCUUUAGAGUGAUGGUGAAUGUACAAACCGCUAUCAGUAUUCUGGCUGUAGACUUUCGAGUCUUUCCAAGGAGAUAUGCUAAAACAGAAACUUAUGGAACAGGCGUUAUGGACUUCGGUGUUGGAGCGUUCAUCUUCGCAAAUGGUCUGGUGUGCCCAGAAGCACGUGGGAAGAACGUUUACGACUCCAAGAUGAAACGCGUCGGCAAACAGUUGCUGUCUGUGUGGCCCCUGUUUUUUCUCGGUGUAGCGCGACUUGUCUUUGUCAAACUGAGGGGCUACCAAGAACAUGUGACUGAAUACGGCGUCCACUGGAAUUUUUUCUUCACAUUGGCCAUUGUGAGAGUGGUGACCAAAAUGCUUUUGGUUGUUGUACCAGCAAGACACUCGUGGAUCUCGGCUCUCGUCAUAAGUAGUGUUUAUCAAUUUGCUCUGGAGACGACAGGCCUCAAGGCUUUCGUCUUGCACAACAAUGACCGAGAGAAGGACUUCCUUCAUGCUAACAAAGAGGGCGUUUUCUCUAUUAUAGGCUACGUUGGCAUCUACAUGGCAGGAGUCCAGGUUGGAUGUUACGUGAUGCAACCAAGAUCACAUGUCAGAGACUGGCUCAAAGCAGUUUUUACCCUCUUAAUGGGAACUCUCGCACUGUUUGCUGCUUUGUGCACAUGCCAGACUUUAGUGGAGCCAGUGUCUCGCCGCUUAGCGAAUCUACCUUUCUGCCUCUGGAGUAUUGCGCUGUCUCUGCUUUUUAUAUCAUGUAUUGGCUUUGUUGAUUUGAUUGUACUGUUUUCCAAAAUAACAGCAGACUAUCACUUUGUUCCGUCAUCAUGGAAUUCAUAUUCAGGCACCCCAAAAAAUGAAGAUAAGACUGACGCUUCAUGUCUCAUUCAAGCUAUUAACAAGAAUCAGAUGUUAUUUUUCUUGGUUGCAAAUAUCUUUACAAUACUGACCAAUUGCUUUGUGGACACUCUUGGUUGUAGCAGUUUAUUUUCCGUAUUUUUAUUGUUGUUAUACAUGUUCGGAAAUUGCUUUGUAAUACAUGUUUUUUACCUCCUUGGAAUAACAGUACGAUUCUAGAACGUUUCUUAAAAUGUCAAGGUUUAAUGUGAGAGCUGACUGUCAAUUUCAAUGACUUAACCCCCGAAGACUAUGUGACAACAUCUAAAUUGCUCAAAUUAAAGUCAAUACGAAAAUGUGCA